AAAUGGAUACGACAACAGUGAGGGAUAGUAGUGCUACUACCGGCAGUGGUGUAAACAGUAAGGUUUACAAGUUUCAGGCUGACUGGAUCAAGCUUUUUCCAUGGCUAGUUUUUGAAAACGAGCUAAUGUACUGCAAAUACUGUAAAGGGCAGAAGCAAGCAGGGAAUUCGGCAUUUGUGACUGGAAACCAGCACUUUAAAAAAGACAGUCUCACGAAACACAACAUAUCUAAACGGCACAUCGCCUGCAGAGACGGUUAUUUAAUUCGACAGAACAAAGGCUCGACGGUGGACGCAGCCCUGGUUAGACAGGUGAAGAUUUCGGAGAUGGAGGCAAUGAGACAGCUCAAGAUCAAAAUGAACAUUGCCUACUUCAUCGCCAAGGAGGAAGAGCCGUUUGUGAGAUUUGGGCCACUUAUCACCCUGCACAAGAAGAAUGGCAUUGAUGUGAACCCAACUUACGACAACCACGUGAGAUGUGCGGAAAUGAUUGGACAAAUUGCUGAUCUCUUGAAAGAGAGCCUAACUGCUCAACUGAGAACAGCAAAGUACCUUGCAGUCCUCAUCGAUGGAGACACUUACAUAUCAAGCACUGAGUGCGAGAUUGUCUAUGUGCGUCUGGUGGAGGGUGGGAAACCAGUCACUCUACUGGUGUUCUGGAUGCAACCAAGGCUGCAUUCAGUGCAGUUUACCCUGCGGACAAUGGGGGGUCGUGGUUGGCGAAGCUCAUCAGCUUUGGGGCAGAUGGUGCCUCAGUGA
Neoarius graeffei (lesser salmon catfish) is the source of this 758-nucleotide messenger RNA. RefSeq lists its product as uncharacterized. The transcript is spliced from 3 exons. Bases 3 to 758 code for a protein of 251 amino acids. NCBI's taxonomy places the organism in Eukaryota, Metazoa, Chordata, Actinopteri, Siluriformes, Ariidae. The record is from RefSeq and is a predicted model, not a curated record.